Molecule: messenger RNA, 345 nt
Organism: Peronospora matthiolae
Lineage: Eukaryota; Oomycota; Peronosporomycetes; Peronosporales; Peronosporaceae
Source: the annotation of a GenBank genome assembly
AUGAGAAACGAGGAGACGACGCUGACCAAUCGUUUGUACGGGUUGGAAGACUGCGAGGGACAGAAACGAGACGCGGGUGUUGAGAAAAUGACUGGUGGGGAGCUGUUCAGUCAAGGGUGGAAGGGGAAUGGGUUCGCUGUGUCGACGACGACGCUUCGUACGGCUGCGUGGCGUGAUGGUGAUACAAUAGUUAUCGAGAUUGCUGGGGUGGAGGAGGGUUGUGAUUGGAGUCGACGUUUAAACGGAUGCGAGCAUGGAUACGGUGACGGAGCGCAAGUGUUGAUAUCGAACGUUGAAAGAUGUUGGGCAUGGGUCGUGCAAGCUGCAUUGGGAGUGUCGGGGUAG